AUGGCCAUCGGUAACAGAGAAAAUCCAGGUGGUGGAAACCAGCGACUCACCGAAAAGCUUGCAAACGGUGCUGAAACCGGCCCCAGGCUUCGGACCCACCCAGAGGAGGAGAGCCGCCACUCCGUCCCAAUAGCCACACGAGCAGCCUUCACCGCUGGCAACCGCACCUCCGUCGAAAGGAGCCAGAUAAACUUGAAGUCCGCUCGGCCGCCCACCGAAGAAGGAGACCCCUCGAACCGGGAAUUCGACAACCAUUCGUCGAAACACAGCCAUUCAGACCUGGCUUUAAAUCGGCUUUCACACUAG
Striga asiatica is the source of this 306-nucleotide messenger RNA. NCBI's taxonomy places the organism in Eukaryota, Viridiplantae, Streptophyta, Magnoliopsida, Lamiales, Orobanchaceae. The record is from the annotation of a GenBank genome assembly.